Zingiber officinale is the source of this 609-nucleotide messenger RNA. Its product is annotated as protein LURP-one-related 15-like. The record is from RefSeq and is a predicted model, not a curated record. The transcript has 3 exons. Bases 1 to 609 code for a protein of 202 amino acids. Lineage: Eukaryota; Viridiplantae; Streptophyta; Magnoliopsida; Zingiberales; Zingiberaceae.
AUGGCGGAAUAUGGGCAGACGGCGAGACAUGUUGCACCUGCCGAGCUGGUGGCUGCCGGGAAGUUCACCGUUCCGUACGCCGUCAAUUUAACACUCUCCAGCACUGGCGGUUUGUUCUCGAACGACCUUUACAAGGUCAAAGAUACCAAUGGCGACGUGGUGUUCAAGGUGAAAGCUGCCUUCUUCAGCAGCCGCCGCCUCCUCCUCGACGCCAAAGGCACCCCUCUCCUCACCAUGAAACCCAAGUCAUUUAUCAGGCGCGGAACACGGAGAGUAUUCAGAGGAGAGAGCACCAGCCCCAACGAUUUGCUGUUCAGCGUGCGAAAGUCCAAGAUGUUCCAGCGGAAGGACCACUUUGAUGUGGUCUUGGCCACCAGCACUGACGAAGCUGCCCCGUGUGACUUUAAGAUAAUUGUACGAAGCAAGGAAUACACCAUUUAUAUUGGCGAAAUUGAUCAUGAAAUCAUAGCCCAAAUGAAUCGCAAGACUGAAUGUUGUGCAAGGGACAGACUAGAAAUAACAGUGAAUCAGAACGUGGAUUUCGCCUUCAUUGUGUCGUUGAUAGUCAUCCUUGAAGAGAUCAAGCCAAGUCGUCGAUCAGCUAUGUAA